Eupeodes corollae is the source of this 7939-nucleotide messenger RNA. RefSeq names its product liprin-beta-1 (gene Liprin-beta). The coding region runs from base 263 to 2407 and encodes 714 amino acids. Gene Ontology annotation, cellular component: presynaptic active zone. Gene Ontology annotation, biological process: neuromuscular junction development. The transcript has 3 exons. Lineage: Eukaryota; Metazoa; Arthropoda; Insecta; Diptera; Syrphidae. The record is from RefSeq and is a predicted model, not a curated record. Gene Ontology annotation, molecular function: protein binding.
AUUUCUCAAUGAAAAAAAUUGUUUUCACACUCGAGUUCUCUUCCUUUUUCUUGAUUUCCAAAAUAUUUUUUUUCUACAUUUUUUUGAUUUAAUUCGGGAUACGAAAAUAUUUCCCAACUAAAAAUAGGAUAUUUUACGAAAAUACGCAAAAAUAGACAAAAAUUCGUUUUCUACUGCCAAUAAAUUCAUAUUAUGUAAAAAACAGCGAGAGUGAUUUCAAAAUUACAGAAAAUAAAACGAAAACAACGAAAAGACAAACCAAAUGAGUGCUCGAACAAGAAAAGCAACAGAUUCCUCGGCAUCGGCUUCGACAUCGACAUCGGGUUCAACAGCAGCAGCAGUGGCAGCAGAAGAAGCAAGUAAAAUGCUGGAAGCAGCUCUGCAACAGAUGGAUGGCAUUAUAUCGGGGACAACUCUAAAUCAUGUUGUUUCGAAUAAUUCAGCAAAUGCCGAGAGGAAAUUAAUAUCGGCUGCGAAUGUUCUGUCGACGGCGAAGACCCUGGCGCUGGCAUUGCAACAAGUCGGCUGCAACGCCCCCUCACCGGAUCCGGUAACGUCGGCGGUCAUAAUCGAUUGGCUGGAGACACACCUACCGCGUCAAGACACGGAUGAGCGCCUGCGACGACUGCAGCGCGAUAAAGAAGCCCUCGCCGUGCAAUACCAGACGAUGACUGACAAAGUCGCCGAACAGGGCGAUCGGAUAUUGGAACUGGAGCGGCAAUUAGUCGAGAAAGCGCAGCAGUUGAGUACAGCUGAAGAACGUCUGCAGCGACAAGUUCUAUCACAAUCUGCGUUGGAAACGCAAAAGCUUGAGCUUAUGACUGCUUUGAGCGAGUUGAAGUUACACCGUGCUGCCUUGGAGAGAGAAAACGUUGAGUUGAAGAGUAAUUCGAGCAGUUCGAGCAGUGGUGGCAGUGGUUUAGCUAAGAUACAACCUUUUGGUAGUAUGGGAAAUUUGCAACAAGCCGGUGGCGGCAAUUCCUUGCAAGGAACUCCAAAGACCCCUCCCGCUGCAAAGCGAUAUCAGGUGCAUCCACAAUUCCACAGUCUACCCCGAACUCAUGCCGCCACCAAGAACCACAAGCCGCUCAUGGAUAACAAUGCCAAUAACCAACAACAACAUCAAAGUGGUGGCGUUGGUGGCGGAAAACGUAACGUGGCCUUCGCCGAUGCUGAUAAGAUUAUGAUCGAUGAGGCCAACGACAUGUACGGAAGUUUUAUGUCCCAGCAAAAUUCAUCACCUUCGCCGAGUCAAUCGAAGGACAAAGUCAGAGGACUGAGGAAUAUAUUUGGUAAGUUAAGAAGGAGUAACAGUGGAAACCUGGAGCUACCUCCGUCGUCGGAGGAAAGUGAAUUCAAGCGAGGAGGUGCAAGGGCCACGGCCGCUGGCCGUAUCGAGUGGACACAAUCGAUGAUGUCAUCGGCAAAGCCGUACAGCGAUUGGAAUUGCAAUGAUAUCUGCAAUUGGUUGUGCGACAUGGGGCUCGGGUGCUAUGAGGAGGAUUGUAGAAAAUGGCUAAAAUCAAAUUUCAGUCUUCGCUUCUUCGAGACCUCCCCGAUUGACAUUGAAAAGGAGCUCAAUCUGAAGUCCCCACUGCACCGAAAGAAAAUCACUCUGGCCAUUUCCGAACUCACCGGCAAAGAGGAUGAUGAUUUGGCACUAAAAGCCGGUCAAUUAGAUGUCUCAUGGACAAUGCGAUGGCUCGACGAUAUUGGUCUUCCACAAUACAAAGAUACAUUUUUAAUGGCAAAAAUCGAUGGUCGCAUGUUGCAUCGUUUGACCAUGGAAGAUCUGGCCCAUCUGCACGUGACGUCAUGUCUGCAUAUUGCCUCACUGCGACGAGGCAUACAAUGCAUGCGGGAGAUGAAAUGGGAUCCGGAGUGUCUUAUUCGUCGUUCGAAAUCCGAAGACGAUAAUAGCAAUGAACCGGUGGCUCUGUGGACUGCCCACCGUGUAAUGGAAUGGCUGAAGGUUGCGGAUCUAUCUGAGUAUGCUCCAAAUUUGCGGGGAGCUGGAGUUCAUGGAGCAUUGAUGCUGUACGAAGAGAGAUUCACAGCCGAGUUGUUGGCUGAUUUGUUGAGUAUUCCACCGAGUAAGACUCUGUUGCGUCGUCAUUUGGCAACGCAUUUCAAGGAGCUCCUUGGACGUGCUACAAUUCAAGGUAAACGGGAUGCAGAAGCGCAACCUGGCUAUCAGCCUCUAAACAUCACAGCAAAAAUAAAGCUUCAAAAGAAGUCACAAUUCUCGUUGAAGCGACGAAAGAGCACCAAGGGCAGUGAGAUCGAAUGGACAGAUUUUGUAUGUCCAAUGGCUCAGUCGGAACUAACGACGACGACGACGCCAGUUAAAAGGCAGAUAGAUGGCGCAAAUAAUGACAAUAUAAACAUAUCAAAUAAUUCAGCCUAAGAUGACUAAAAAAUAAUUAAAUAAAAAUUAAAAAACAAAUUAAAAGAUUGAAAAGGAAUUAACAUUUUUAACCUUGCUCAAUCGUCAAUUUUUCAAAGUCUUCCCUGCAGGAGAGAAGAAGAAGCACAGCUACUUCCAAUAAAAAAUUUAAAAAACAAAAUAAUUACACCAUCUUAAAGCACUGCAAAAAAAGAACGAACAAUAAUUUAAUAAAAUUAUUAAUUCUUAAUUAUUUUAUUUAAACAAAAACAAACAAUAAUAACAAUUUCACAGUCGCUUGUGAGAUUUGGUAAGUUUUGCAUUUUUUUGUAUCUUUUAUCCAUUGGACGACUUUUAAUUAUGUUGAAUUGUUAGAUAUAUUUAAGAAAAAAGAAAAACAAAAUUUAGAAAAGUAAUAAACAAAAAAAAAAAGGAAAGUGUUAUGCCGAAGGAAAUUAUUAUUAUGAACAAAGUGUUGUUUUCUUUUUGUUUAUUUUAUAUUUACCAACCUAUUUCAUUUUUUUUGUUUGUUUUAAAUUAAUGUUUAGAAUAUAAGAGUAACAAUUUUUAAAAAAUAGAGCAAAGCAUUUAUUAAACAUAUGCAAGCAAAGCGAUUUAAUUAUAUUAUUAUUAUUUUUUAAAUGUUUACUAACAAAAUACGACAACCCGCACAAUAUUUAUAAAACGAGUUUAUACCAAUUUUAUAUACUAGAAAUAUAUAAAAUUCAUAUAUUUAUGAUUGUUUUAAUUUAAAAACAAAAAGAAAAUACUAGUUGUAGUUAAUACUUGAUAAUAGAAAAUAAUAAAACAAUUAUUAUACAAAAUUAAUUGAUCCUAGAGUAUUGUAAUUCUUCAUGAGAGAAAACUCAUAGAGAAAAAAAAAACAAACGCUACAAGUGGAAGUAUUUGUUAUAAUAGUUUGUUUUUUGUUGUUUUUUGGUACCAAUUUCAUACUAAAUCUUCUUGCAUUUUUAAAUGUACUUACAACGCAUUUUCAUCAAAAAUUAUCCUUCAAGUUAUUUAUUUUCCAGUUUAUAGUUUGUAAACUACGUAUUUUAAGAGUGUUCCUUUAUGUUUUAUUCUGUGCUAAAUCACAUCUUACAGAAAAACCGAAUUAACUUCAGUAAAGCAUUAGACAAUUUUCCAGGCAUUGUUAUUAAUUUUUAACUUUAAUCAAGUUUAACCUUAAUGAAAACAUCAAAGAUGAAGCAACUGUAUAUUAUUUAAUUUGAGAACAUCAUUUAUGUGUCUCUAGAUUUUCUUUAAGAGUAAACGGAAUAGACCUUCAAUAAUAAGUGUAUCUGAAAUGUUUUAUUUUCUUUAAACCUAAAGCAUAUGUUAACCAAUAGUUAAAAGGUUAUUAAGCUAUCUGAUAAUUUUACAUUAUCUAAUCCAUUGUUUUUGGAGUAACUUAUUUUGUAAGGUAUAGAAUUUGUAAGUGGUUUUUGUGGACGUAAUCUUGGUCAUAUAAUAAAUUAAAAUGCCUAACACCUUUUUUAGGUUUUAAAAAAACGUUAUUCAAUUUGAAGCUAAACUACACACUUUCAAUAUCAGAAUUAACAUAAAGUUAUUGCACAUAUUUGUGCCCUAUUUAUACUUCUUAAUACAAAGACAUCUUAUUUAUGCCAAUUUUUCAUAUUAAUCAGUUUUCUAUAGUUGAAAUUUGAAAAUAUAUUUCUUUAGUUAUUAAAAAGGAUAACUUUCUUUCUUUCGGUGACUAAUUUCUUGUUAACUACGUUGACAUUUAAUUAAUAUAAAAUAAUAAUAAUAACAUAUUGUAGAUAGUAUUCCUCAUUUCUGAUCAAGUGAAUAGACGAAUAAAUUUGAUAUCAAGUAAAAAGUAACGUUUAGCUUGUUAAAAUAGCUGCGUUCAAUCUCGUGUUAGAUAGGCUAAUAAGGAUAUGUGAAUUGUUAUAUCUAUUAUGCAAUGAGUUUGAUGCCUUGAUUGAGAUAGUUAGCACCUGUUCCCAAAAAGCAUACAAAAUAUUAAGUUUCGAAGUCCAAAAUUAUUGUAAAAUAAAAUUGGUUUGAAUAUUUAUAAUAAUCCACUGGAUUUUAAAACACAAAAAUAAAAUCUUAAAAUUAAUUUUAGAUUUUUGAUUUCUUUUUUAAUAUCCCAUCUGUUUUGGGAUAGCUGUUCAACUACACGUACAACUCUAACAAAUAGGUGUCCGGAUACCUUAUCUAUUUGAGAUUGAUCGCAACAGAGAUUUAUUUGAGCUUGAUUCUGCUUAUUGCAAAAUAAACACUUUAGUUAUAUUCCCAACAAAUUGUUUAUAAUGCCGUAGAAGAAGGAUAUUAACGUCAAAUGAAAUGUAAUGUUCUUGUUUUUAAAACAACAAACAAACACAUUUUUAGUCGAGUACAACUUAUUUUGCGCUCUGCUUGGUAGACCGACCAUUUAAAAAAAAAUCAUAAUAUAUUCUGCUAUACGUCCUUCAAAAGGUACCAAACCAUUGCUAACGACUAAAAAAGAUAGCUAAUUUCCAAUCCAAAUAGACUAAAAGCAAAAUAGAAACAACUAAUAGAAAAACAAGUUAUGUUUUUUUUUUCGUAUGGUUAUAUAUUAACUUUUACAUAACUAAGGUAUUUAAUUUGUAUAAUCUAAUUAAUCUUAUGAUACCAAAAUUAAGAUGGUCCAAUGUUUUAACAAAUGUUAUAGUCAAUCUGUCAUAAAAUUAGUAUUUAUUGCGAUCUACAUUACACAGUCUCCUUUUUCAAAGAUGUUUUUAUCUAUGUGCUGUUAAAAAUAAUAAAAUUUUAUAGAAUCGUCUUGAUUUUGUUGUCAUUUCAGUCAUAUUGAAAAAGUUCCCAAUAUCAUGUUGAUUAUAAUUUUCUAGAUCAGGAUUUUCAUUUUCAAUUCUUAUUUUUAUACUUUUGAAUAUGUACAGUGACCCCCACGACUGAUCGGGCAAAGAAAACAAAAAUGUUCGCAGUGCAAUUUCUCUAAGAAAAUGUAUGGGGGUGUUAAAAUUAAACAUAAUAUUUUAUCAUAAGUAAACUCAUAUUUAUUUUAAAUAAACAAAAACAACAUUUAAAAUUACCAUUUAAAACAAGGAAACUAAAAACGAAAACAACUCCAUAAUUUCAUGUCUCACAACACAUUGCAUUUAGUAUUUUGUGCUUUUGAUUUAAUUACCGCCUCAAGGCGUCGAGGCAUUGAAGAAAACAGUUUUAAACAAACUUCAGGGGGUAUUUUCGUCCAUUCUUCUUGAAAUGAUUUCUAAUUUUGACCAAGUUGAUGUUUAUGUUUGAUUUGAGAACAAUUAAGUGGUGAUUCUCAUCAGCUUUUUCAUUUAAUCAUCAAAAAGAUCAACAAAGCCGAUGAGAAUCACCACUUAAUUGUUCUCAAAUCAAACAUUCUUCUUGAAGACCCGUCUUUAGCUCCUGAAUAUUUCGAAAAUUCUUUUGAGCGACUCGACGUCCCAAUUCAUCUCAAAUAUGCUCAAUUGCAUUAAGGUUAGGGGAUUGUGCAGAUGUUUGAAGCACUUUGAGACAAAUAUACAACAACCACGACCUUGCUGUGUAAGAUGUAUGCUUGGGUUCUUAUUCCAAGCUUACUGAAACUUGGCACCAAAUGUUGCUGUAAAAUGUUGAUGUAGCCACUUUGAUCCAUUUUACCUUCCACAAAGUGCAAGUUUCCAACACCAGAACUCGACAUACAUCCCCAUACCGUGACCGACCCACCGCCAUAUUUCACAGUUGCCCGUGUAUGUUUAUGAGAGAAUUCUUUAUUUGCUUUUCUCCAUACAAACAUUCGUCCGUCUGAUCCUUUCAAAUUAAAUUUGCUAUUUGCUUUCAUUCGUGAACAAAACCAAAUAGCAAAUUUAAGCCUUUCUUUUCUAUUUUUUUAAACUUAUGAAUGGCUGUUUUCGAGCUUCGCGGCUAUUCAGAUCUUGUUUUUGCAGUACUCUUCGGAUCGUGUCGUUUUCCACUUCCUUAUUUCUGGUCUCCCUCAAAACACCUUUAGAAAUUCCGAGGAUAAGAAAGGAAUUUCCUUCACUUGCCGAACAAGUAGCUUUUCUUCGUACUUAUCCAACUUUUUCCCUUGUCCUUUCCUGCUUACAUUAAGUAUUCUCAAUACCUUCAUUUUUAAAACGUGAAAUUAUGUCCUUAACUGUUGAAUGGCUCCGUUGGACAAUUUUGGCUAUUUAUCGAACUGAUUUUUUAUCCUGACUAUGCGUUAUAACCAAUUUUCGUAUUUUAACAAACGUCUGUUUAACUUUUAAGGUUUAGUGGAAAACUUUUAAAAAAACAAACUGAAUAUGAAUCACAAUAGAACAUUUCCUUAAGCCUAUCAUAGUUUGACGGGAAAAGUAUUGUUACUGAGAACUCAAUAGUGCAUCAGUAUCAAGUUUCCGAUUAUGUUUGGUAGACGGAAUAUUAGAGUUGUUUUAGUUUUUAGUCUAUAUUGUUUUGUUUAUUAAUUGUAAAUAAGAGUUUAUUAAUAAAAAACAAAUUUUAGGGUUUUUAUUUAAUAAAUCAGAGCAAAAUUUCUACACCUCCAUACAUUUAAAUAAAUAAAUUGCACCGUUAAAAUUUUACUUUUGAAUUGAAAUUAAAACGAAUCGAUUUAAAAACCUUUAAAAAAGAUUCACAUUGAUGCCAAAAAAAAGAUAUUUGAGUACUCAUUAAUCAAAAAAAAGGCCACUUUUAAGAAUUUAAAUUAUUAUAUCUAAGAAGUUGUAUCAUAAGGAAAAAUAAGUGUGCAUCUAUUUUAAAAUUAUUGUCUUACCACUUUUAUCACAGGAGAUGUAAACAGUUAUUUUGAGAAAAUUUAAAAAUUAUCUGUUUCCAACAGGAUUCAACUUAUCCCAAAUAACUCAGCUUUCCUAUAAAUGAUUUUGAAAAACGUUGAACCUCUCCAUUUGAUAGCAAACUUUCUCGUGUGUAAUUUCAGCGAAUUUACUAUUCUAUUAUAAUUCUAUUUAAUGAACUUUAUCUUUUUCGAAAACUUCGUUUGCGUGCAACAAAAUUUAUUUGAUCAUAAUGCAUUUAAACUAUUGGUGAUUUCAUUUUUUAAUUCAAACCUAUUUUUGUAGUAAGAUAAUUAAAAAAACAAUGAUACUUAGAAUUAAUGUAAUCUUAUUCCAAUUUCUGUGGCACUUUUGUAAAUUCGAGCAUUUCUACAUUUGAUCGGCGUCGUAUUAUAUGAACCUUAGAAACUAUUUUUAAAAGAAUGUGGAGACAUUUUUGUUUUUCAUAUUUAAGUCAUUUUUGUUAUAUCAUCCUUCUUAUACCAGAAGCCCAAAUUAACAUAUUUUGGAAUUUUGAGUAACGAGAAUUGAAUAGCUAUUAUCUUUUCUUCAAUAUCCCAAAAUGUAACUUGAAUAUCAAGUUCAAGCUCAUAUUCUAUCAGAAGUCCGGUAAAUGGAUAAAAUGUUUGGGUCAGAAGAAUAAAUGGCCAAAAAGUUGGAAAUAGUCGAAGGGAGAUGUGCCAAAAUAAAACAAUAUGUCAGCUUGAAGAAUCUAACAACCAUAUUCUGUUAAACUUUCACAUGAAAAUCUGUAUCUUUCUUCGCUAAGUCUAAAAUUGGUAAAAAAUUGAUUCCU